Molecule: messenger RNA, 6927 nt
Organism: Cryphonectria parasitica EP155
Lineage: Eukaryota; Fungi; Ascomycota; Sordariomycetes; Diaporthales; Cryphonectriaceae
Exons: 7
Coding region: 1-6927 (2308 amino acids)
Biological process (GO): fatty acid biosynthetic process; secondary metabolite biosynthetic process
Molecular function (GO): oxidoreductase activity; 3-oxoacyl-[acyl-carrier-protein] synthase activity; fatty acid synthase activity
Source: RefSeq, a predicted model, not a curated record
AUGUCCUCAGAUCGCAUACCGAGUAUGGCAAGACAACAGCCUGUCGCCAUUGUCGGCAUGUCCUGUCGCCUUCCUGGAGGCGUCAGCAACCCCGUCGAGUUCUGGGAGUUAUGUUCGAGAGCACGAAGCGGAUUCAUGGCUGGUGCUCCCAAGGAGCGCUUCAAUCAUGAUGCUUUCUAUCACCCCAACCCCGGGAGGACGGGUGCCUAUCAUUCCCAAGGCGGAUAUUUCCUCAAUGAGGAUCCGGCUGCAUUUGAUGCCCCGUUCUUCUCACUGACUGAGAAGGAGGCUGUCGCAAUGGAUCCACAGCAGAGACUGUUAUUAGAGUGUACAUUCGAGGCUCUGGAGAGUGCCGGCAUACCAAAGCACUCGGUUGUUGGACAGCAAGUCGGAGUUUUCAUUGGCGGUAGUCUGUCCGAGUAUGAGACUCAUCUAUCGCGUGACUCGGACUCCAUGCCGAUGUAUCAGUCAACAGGUCAGUAUAACGGAGAUGACAACCUAUCAAUGCAGUCUAACAGAUUAUCACAUUUCUUCGACCUGCGAGGGCCGAGUUUCACGCUUGAUACAGCCUGCUCUUCCAGCUUAGUGGCGCUUCAUGCGGCGUGUCAAAGUAUACGGAACGGAGAAUCUUGCAUGGCUAUCACCGGCGCUUGUCACUUGAACAUGCUGCCGGAUUCCUUCAUUUCGUUCUCAACUGGCCGACUGCUAUCCGAUUCUGGCCGAUCAAUGGCCUUUGACGAGCGUGGCACCGGAUUCGGUCGAGGCGAGGGCUGCGGCAUCAUCGUCUUGAAGCCUCUUGACCAAGCUAUCAAGGACAAGGACGCUAUCCGCGCUGUCAUACUCGGGACAGGGAUAAAUCAAGAUGGCAAAACUCCCGGUAUCACGAUGCCAAAUGGCGAUGCACAAGAGAGCCUGAUCAAGCAAGUCUACGAGAGUGCAGGUCUGCAUCCACGAGAUUGCGGAUUCGUCGAGGCACACGGCACGGGCACAAAGAUAGGCGAUCCCACCGAAGCAGGUGCCAUCUAUCGUGCGUUGGGAGAGGGGCGAUCUGCCAGGGACCCGCUCUUCAUUGGGUCCAUCAAGUCGAACAUCGGUCACCUCGAAGCGGCAUCUGGCGUCGCCGCUGUCAUCAAGGCCGCGCUGAUGCUCGAGCGGAAUUUCAUCCUCCCGAAUUAUGACCUCAAGACGCCAAAUAAGAAGAUUCCGUGGAAAGAGUGGAACAUGGCGGUGCCAAAAUCUCAGCGUCCCUGGCCUAGGAACAAGAAAUACGUCAGCGUAAACAACUUCGGUUUUGGCGGCACGAACGCACAUGUCGUGCUUGGAAAGAGCCCGGCUCCUACCAAGAAGCUGCCCAUGUCCAGGCGAGCUACCAAAGACAAUUCGACCGAGAAGCCUCAGGUUGCGAGGAAACUGUUUGUUCUUUCUGGCAACGACAGACAAUCCUUGGAAGCUACAAUGGCGAGCUUGGUUGUCUACCUUGAACAAAGACCCGAAAUAUUCCAGUCUGAUCUUCUCGAACAUCUCUGCUAUACAUUGAGCAGAAAGUCUCUCCUCAAAUGGCGAGUCGCUAUCCCGGCUGGAACCUCAUUCCAGCUCAUCGAAGCACUCAACAGCAAGAACAUAAUCUCCACUCGGUCCACAACACCUGGUCAAGGCCAGCACCAAGAUCUAAAGCUUGGCUUUGUCUUCACUGGCCAGGGUGCACAGUGGCAUGCUAUGGGUCGAGAGCUAUAUGGGCCAGGUGGUUUCCCGGCAUACACAGCCUCCUUGGAUCGGGCGGACAGAUGUCUGAGAAAAUUGGGCUCCCAGUGGUCCCUGAUUGAUGAGUUGAUGCAAGAAGAUGCGAAGGCAUCGAAAGUCUCCGAGGCACACAUCAGCCAGCCUAGUUGUACAGCGGUUCAACUGUGCCUUGUUGAUCUCUUGCACUCAUGGGGGAUUCGGCCGAAAGCCGUGACAGGGCACUCAAGCGGUGAGAUCGCUGCAGCCUAUGCGGCGGGAAUUAUCACAUUCGAGUCGGCCAUGGCAAUUGCCUACCACCGAGGAAGGAUGAUUCCAGCCCUAAAGUCUGAUUUCCCUCGCCUGCAAGGUGCAAUGAUGGCGGUAGGUGGCUCGAAGGAGGAGUUUCAACCUCUCAUUGAUACCGUGAACUCAAAGCCUGAACUGGAAGAGAAGGGACAGGAGAUCCGCAUUGCCUGUUACAACAGUCCCACGAGCCUUACGAUCUCAGGCGAUGCAGAGGCUCUCACAGUUCUCGAACAAACCAUCAAGGAGACACAGCCAGCUACCUUCAACAGACGACUUCAGGUGGACGUGGCCUAUCACUCACACCACAUGAAUCUUGUGGCCAAGGAGUACAAAUCCGCUUUACAGUCCCUCCCUAUACCCAGACCAAGCCGGGUAGCGAAGUUCUACUCUUCACUCUACGGCCAUCUUAUUGAUGGUUCCGGAUGUGACGAAAAUUAUUGGGUCGAUAAUUUGACUCGUCCGGUACGGUUCAGCCAAGCACUCGAAGCUAUGAACAGGGACUCUAUGGAAAAAGAGGCAUCUGUGAGCAUGCUUGUUGAAAUGGGCCCGCAUUCCGCCCUCCAAGGCCCAGUCAAGCAAAUUCUCCAAGCUGCAGGCCACUCAAAAGACAUUGCCUAUAGCUCAGUCUUGGUCCGCAACCGCAACGCUAUUGAGACAGCCCUUCAGCUUGCUGGCGCCAUUACCACCAAUGGAGGCCUGUUGCACAUAGAUGCUGUCAACUCUCCCGCCGAUAGCGGAGUCGAUCGACCUACAUUACUGACUGACCUACCGAGGUAUUCAUGGAACCAUAAAACGAGGUACUGGCACGAAUCACGCCUGUCGCGAAUGCAUAACCACCGAGGCUCGAAGUGUCAUCGGAGUGAGCUGAUCGGCCUCGAGGCCAUCUACUCAACAAGCACGGACCCCAUAUGGCGCAAUGUCAUCUCUCUGGACGAUCUACCAUGGAUAAGACAUCAUCGCAUUCAGGGGACGGUUGUGUUUCCUCUCGCGGGAUUCGUUUCCAUGGGGGUUGUGGCCGUUGUACAGAAGACGGUCGAUCAAAAGCACGCGAACAAUAUGGUGGAACUCAAGGAUGUUGAGGUGCUCAAGCCGCUUGUUUUCUCAUCAGAUGUGGUUGACGGAAAUGGCAGCAUCGAGAUGAGUACCUCACUCCACCGACGCUGUGACCCAAUUUCGGGCGAGGAAUGGCAUGAGUUCAGGAUAUCCUCCUGGUCUGUCAACACAGAAUGGACCCAGCAUUGUGUCGGACUGGUGAGAACGGCACAGCAAGACACAGCGGCGAGCCAUGCUCAACAGAACCUGAUCAAUGAAGCAACAGCUUCUACCCAAGAACAGAAUGCUGCUCACAUCGACGGUGAAGGUAUAGCGGCCUUCUACUCAAAGUUGUCUGAAAAUCUUGGUGUCGAAUAUGGUCCCUCCUUCCAGUGCAUGCGGGAUUGCACAAGUGCUGGUGACUUUUCUGUCGGAACAGUCUGCCAACCCGCAGGUUCGGAAGACCAGCGGAACCCCAGCACACCUGUGCUGCAUCCGACCAUACUCGAGUCCAUCAUUGACACGUACUGGCCAAUUCUGUUCGGCGAUCGCAUGGCAGAGACGAACGACACAGUCUACCUUCCAUCAUCAAUAGGACGCCUGACCAUCGCUCUCAACACCACAGGCGAGACAACUGCAAACGAUUUGCGGACCUAUUCUAUGGCCAAAUUUGAUGGUCAGGCCCCUCAAGCAACGAGUGUGAGCAUACUCGCGACGGCACCGCAGGAGAUUACAGGUUCUCUCUACCCGGUUGUCUCUAUUGAUGGGCUGGUCGUUUCGCCCAUGUUGGACAACAGCCUGUCAAGAGCUGACGAUGAUGGUGACAGUGCUCGUCAGCUCUGCUACAAAUACGAGUGGGAACCCCUUGAGAACCAGGACACACCGGCACCAACAGCACUCGCACCUGGUGUCAUCAUCUCGGGCGAGGAUGGCACAUUGUCACAUUCGUUCGCAAGUGAAUUGGUCAAAGUCCUCGAGAAGAACGUCUUUUCGGCCCGUCCUAGCAUUGAGCCGGGGCUCUUCGAAGGAGCCACGGCACACACUUCCGAGCACGUCAAGGCAGUCAUGUCCGACAAAACCUGCAUCGUCCUCACAGAGAUCGACCAGCCCUUCCUUGUCAACCCCACGGAGUCUCAGUUCAAUGCUGUCAAGGCCCUUGCUGAUAGCGCCAGCCGGAUCUUGUGGGUGACUGGCGGAUCAUAUAUCGAUUGUACCUCUCCCAGCUCCAAUAUAAUCAGUGGUCUAAGCAGGACCAUUCGUGCCGAGACGAUGACUCCAUUCGCACACUUGGACAUCCAGGGGUCCCCAAGCAACACCAUCAAUCCUGAAGAAGUCUCGGAGAUUAUCUCCAACGUGACUCUGAGCGCAUUCGGCAUCUCAAACAAGAAGGAGAACGAUAUGGAGUUCGUUUACAGGUCUGGUAAAAUCAUGGUUCCUCGAGUCGUCAACGAUGACAACAUGGAUCAGCUUGUUCAGCAGUUCACCAACCCUCAAGCUUUGACAGAGCAGUCCUACGCUGAAGGAACAUCUGGGAGCCGAGCGCUGAAAUUGCAGUUUGAGAUGACCAAGUCUUGUUACACCACUCGCGGCUCUGGUGCCAACAAGACCAUUCAAGGUGUCCAUAUGAUCGAGGAUACCUCGGCAAAAGCUGUACCACUUGCAGAUGACGAGGUUGAGUUCGAGGUCAAAGCCGUUGCUGCAAACAGACACGACGCAUUUGCGGCACAGUCAGAAGCUCCGUCCACUCUGGCUGGCCUUGAGGCGUCCGGGAUAGUGAUCAGACUCGGAAGCGCAGUGACUGAUCCUGCGAUCCAAAUAGGUCGUCCCAUCGCCUGUCUGACCACUGCCGUGGACAAAAAGUCCCACGGUGCUUUUGCAAGUCUCGCGCGCGCCUCGGCCUGCAUGACCAUCCCUCUCUCCUCGGAAACAGUGUCAACAAUGUCAUUCGAGCAGGCUGCCACUUUGCCAUUAGCAUACUAUACAGCUUACUACAGCCUCAUGGACCAGGCACGUUUGGAACCAGGCCAAAGCGUGCUUAUUACUCAUGGUUCAGACCCCAUUGGACAGGCCGCCAUCUGCCUUGCGCUUCGGGCUGAGGCGGUCGUUUAUGCUAUCGUUGAGACUGUGGAGGAGAGAGAAAAGAUUCUCAGCCAGUACUCCGGAUCCAUCGCUGAAGACCAUGUUUUUGUACCUUACGGGAGCAAGAAUAUUUCCAGUGACUCUUCGGGUCAUGAGAUAUACAACGCCCUCAUGGCGACAACGCACAAGACUGGAGUUGACGUGAUCUUGGAUUCGAACACAUCUAGAAGCCGCGAGCAGUCACACUUAAGCAAGCUUUGGAGGUCGUGUGUGUCCGAUUUUGGCUGCCUCAAACAUCUCAGGUUCGAAGACAUACAACCAUCGUCCUUCCUCGACAAUCUCAAGAUGCCCCGGAACACUUCUCACAUCACCAUCGAUAUGCUCUCCUUGGGAUAUAGAAGACCCCAGGUUCUUGCACGCGUUGUUGCCAAGACAGCAAAACUCCUCCAACAGGGCAAGAUCCAGCCGAUCCAUGGCGUGACUGCCGUGCCUUUCUCGCAAGCGCAUGAGGCUCUCAACAGACUUGCGAAAGGUGAAGGUAGCUCAAAGACAGUUCUCGUGCCCACAGCCGACGACACGAUCAGAGCGCCGCCACGGCACGAUCCAACGCGCAGCAAGCUCCUUCAAUCCGAUGCCACUUACAUUAUCGUGGGUGGCACGGGCGGCUUAGGGCGGAGCAUGGCCAAAUGGAUGAUUAACCAUGGUGCAGGUCAUCUCGUGCUGCUAUCAAGAGCCGGCAAGAUGACACCAGCAGUAGAGGAACUCUCGGAAGAGGCGCAGGCAGUCGGUGCUCGCGUUCAUGUUCGGCAAUGCGACGUUACUGACGAGUCCAGCUUGACGUCGCUUCUGAGUUGGAUCAGCACCGAUGCUGCACUUCCACCAGUCAGGGGCGUCAUACACAGCGCCAUGGUCCUUCGCGAUGUUCUGUUUGAGAAGAUGACCCAUGAAGAGUACAUGACGGUCAUCGACUCCAAAGUGAAAGGUGCUUGGAAUCUACACAAAACCUUGGAUGGAGUAGAAGGCACCGAGUCCCCGACUACAAAUCAGCUGGACUUCUUCGUUGUCAUGUCUUCGGUGUCCGCUGUUGUCGGAAAUCGAGGCCAGGCCGCAUACGCAGCUGCCAACACUUUCAUGGACGGCCUUGUCCAGCACCGUCUGUCGAGAGGUCUGCCAGCAACAUCACUUGCUCUGGCCGCCGUGUCCGAUGCUGGCUAUCUCGCCGACUCUGAAGGCGGCGCUGAGCGAGCAGCUGAUGUUCUCCGAAACCUGGGAGGUGAGGUCGACAAUACGAUCUGCGAUUCCGAGGUGCUAGCGCUACUGCAAGCGGCCGUGACAGGACAGACGGCUUCUUGUCAGCACCAUGUCAUCACCGGAGUAGGCGUUAGCAAUGGCGGCGGAGGGAAAACAAAACCCAAGUCCUUACCUUUCUGGGCGCAUGAUAGCAAGUUUUCUCAUCUGUAUGUUCCAACAGAUGCAGAAGACGAGGCCGGAAAAGACGUCAUCUGUUCGCUGAGCCCUUCCCUCAGCCAGGCAGAGGCCGAGAACGUGGUCAGCCGCGGGCUUGUGGCGAAGAUCGCACAAGUGCUCAUGAUGGAAGCCGAAGAUCUUGAUGUGACGAGGAGCCUGACGCACUAUCCUCUCGACUCCCUGACGGCCAUCGAGAUCCGUAACUUCAUUGCACGGGAAUACGAGGCGAGCAUGCAGGUGCUUGAGCUGCUGAGCAGCGGGAGCAUUGAGACCUUGAGCAGCGCUGUCUGUAAGAAGUCAAAGCUCUGCCAGGUUUCGUCGUAG